CGCUCGUUCAUGGACUAUGUCCACAGUGCUUUCUACGAGGCGACCGGGUGGAGGCGUGACAACUCGUAUGCUGCGCUGAAUUCGACAACUGACGCUCUCUUGAACUUCAGCACUCCCCGAGGUCUGCGCCUCUCCCUCUCAGCUCUCGCCAGCUCAAACUUCGCCACGUCCUACCAAUUGGGCUCCGUCGGCGUGGUCGAUGGCUCCAUCAGCUACUUGUUCUCCUCUGUCCCUCUCCGAGUCCUCUUGACGCCGCAGUCCGAAAACGUCCCGCUCCCCGAUCUCCUUCGAUCCUACCGCCAUCUAACGCCCGUCGCCCGACGAGACGACCCUUCACUGAGACCCCCAGACGACAAGGACAAGGUCAGCGAGUCGCUUCUGUACGGCCGGCUCUAUCUCCCGCAGUCGCAGCUAGAGGCCCUGCUGGUACGGCGGUUAUCCCCCGCUUUCCAGGCACAGUUCAGCGCUGUGUCGGGCCAACACCUCAGAAAUGGGGGCACGGCUCUGGGAUUGCUCCAGUACGAUGUCGGAAGAUAUGCGCUUGAAGGAUUGGCGUCUACGGACGGCGGAUUGCUUGGCUUCAGAGGAGUCUACAACUUUGGAGGCGACUUGAGCAGCAAGAAACAUACUCCAUCGUCCACUGCGGAGAAUGGCAAUGGCCAGGGGAGUGGUAAUGGUGAUCGGGAGAGGAUAUACGGGCGCUUCAGCACCGGGGGGGAAAUCUACUACGGCACACUCAACAAGUCUGGAGGCAUCAGCAUCGGGGCGAGAUUCGCGACGUUGCCGGACCACAAGGGAACGCCAUUGUCCGCCACGCUCACGAUGAAUCCUCUCAUGGGCAACAUUGCAGCCAGCUAUGCGGUCAUGGCCGGAAAAGAUUGCAGUCUCGCGACGCGAAUGGAGUUUAACAUCUUCAGCUAUGAGAGCUCAUGGGCUGUGGGCAUGGAGCUGUGGAGGAAGCCAUUUGCACGGACCGUUGCGGAAGCAGAUAAUACUCUUGCCGAUACUGCCGCUGCGAAGAAGACGGCUCAAAAGCUACACUUUGCUGCCAAGGCAGCUACCAUUCAACCUGAUGGAAAGGCAACCGAUAAAAAUACGACGGGAGCUGCGCCAAAGCCAACUCCUACACCAACACCAGCCGAACGUAGUUUCAACGCAAAACUAGAGUGGAGGCUGGAUGAGCCAGAGAAAUCGGCGGAAAAAUCGGCGGAAAAGAAGACGGCGCCGAAAGCAAACGGGGCAAACAUCGGUCCCAAGUCCAAAACCAAGAAGACAACUCUCCCUAAAGCAGUGCAGCCCGUAAAGAAGGUAGAAACGGUAGCUGUGGAGGAGACUGAGGGGAAAGAAGAGUAUGCCGGUGUGGUGAAAGCGAGGCUGGACCAGAAUCUCCGACUUGGAGUAUUGUGGGAAGGACGCGUGAAGUCGCUGCUGUUUAGUCUUGGUAGUGGAAUUGAUCUGAGGAUGAUGAACAAGCCGUUUCGAACUCUGGGUCUGGAGAUUCAGUUUUCAUCAUGAUGGGUUGUGCUGCAAAGUGUCAUGAGAUGGACGGCUAUUGUACUGAUCCCGGAGGCCCAACUCCGCUUGAAGAACUUGAUUUAAAAAAAAAAUCACAAAUACUUAUCUAUUGUUUACUUUGACCAAGAAUCAAAUUCCUUCUUGGUCCAGUAUGUUGGCGAUUGUCUGUAUUGAGCUUCACAAUUAAUAAUCGCGACUCCCG
Messenger RNA from Trichoderma atroviride IMI 206040, 1717 nucleotides. RefSeq lists its product as uncharacterized. Gene Ontology annotation, cellular component: SAM complex; ERMES complex. NCBI's taxonomy places the organism in Eukaryota, Fungi, Ascomycota, Sordariomycetes, Hypocreales, Hypocreaceae. Gene Ontology annotation, biological process: establishment of mitochondrion localization; phospholipid transport; protein insertion into mitochondrial outer membrane. The record is from RefSeq and is a predicted model, not a curated record.